AAUACGAUUAUUCAAACUUCAAACUUCUUCAAAAUCAAGUCCAAUAAAAAAUCUCAUUCUUUCCUGAAAAUCUCUAUCUGUCACCAACUUUUUUUUUUUUCAAAAUCUUCCACUUUCUAUUACUACAAUUUCGUUUUCUUUCUUGUUCUACCAGGUAACGGGACAGUUUUUUUUUAGUGCCCUGUUUCUCUGAUAUUAAUUUUGCUUUGUACGUCUGUUAUAUAUUUGCACUCCAAGAAUCAUGGAGAAAGUGCAAGGAAAUAAUCUUGUUUCUGGAUUCAAUGACGGUGGUGAAAUUGGGGCAGCGCUGUCGCAGCUGAUAUUAGCCGGGGGCACAAGCACCAUGGACUCAAUAUUCUCUUAUUGUCCUUCAUCGAUGACAACUGUAACCAGUCCUGUUCAUGAGCCACUAGGCUCUUCAGUCUAUCUCCGCCAGAAAGAUCUACUUCAAAAGUUCUGGCAAGAAAACAGAGCCAAUUACAGUUCAUCAACGCAAGAUUUGCAGACGAGCUUCCUCCAGAUCUCUGCAUCAAGGACCACGUACGUCAACCCGAUGAGGAAGAAGCUAUACAGGGGAGUGAGGCAGAGGCAUUGGGGAAAAUGGGUAGCCGAAAUUCGGCUGCCCCAGAACAGAAUGCGAGUGUGGCUAGGCACAUACGACACAGCAGAGGCAGCAGCCUAUGCCUACGAUCGUGCCGCGUAUAAGCUCAGGGGAGAAUACGCGAGGUUGAACUUCCCAAACUUAAAGGACCCUAAUGAAUUGGGGUUUGGAGAUUGCGAAAGAAUGAACACUUUGAGGAAUGCGGUGGAUGCAAAGAUUCAGGCUAUCUGUCAAAAGGUGAAAAAGGAGAGAGCAAAAAAGAACGCAAAGAGUAAUUCCAAGAAUCCUCCUUCCAGUCGUGAAACAGAAAAGGAAGUCAAGGUGAUAGAUACUUCUCCUUCUUCGUCCUCUUCAUCUCUGUCUGCGGUGGUCUUGGGCGACAACAACCCGAGUAACGAAUUGUUGUCGCCGACUGUGUCCGAAGAUGGUGUUUGGAGAAAUGAGAACUCACCGGUCUCUGUUUCGAAUGAUUUUGGGAUGGUCGGAGCAGAGGAGCCUGAACUGGAGUGGUGUUCGUUGGCGAGAAUGCCAUCAUACGACGCCGAAUUGAUAUGGGAGGAGGUACUUGCUAAUUAGGAGGAAGAUAUUCCCUUGAAGAAAGAAAAUAUGUUUUAUUUCGCUUUGUCUGUAAUGAUAUGUUUUAUUUCGCUUUUUGUCUGUAAUGAUAAGUGUAAAUUGCAGUGCCUGUCGUAAGAGUGGAGGUUCUUAAUAAUAUGCUGUUUCUUCAUAUUGUUGUCUACUUAAGAUUAUUUUUACUGGUUUUUUUCAAAUCCAUUUUAGGCUCUGCUUAUAUGAGUAGGGUUAUUGUAUUGCAGCUACAUUGGAGCUUUGUUUUGUAAGGCAUUAAACUCUUGAUGUAGGG
This is a messenger RNA of Rubroshorea leprosula, 1463 nucleotides long. NCBI's taxonomy places the organism in Eukaryota, Viridiplantae, Streptophyta, Magnoliopsida, Malvales, Dipterocarpaceae. The record is from the annotation of a GenBank genome assembly.